Molecule: messenger RNA, 690 nt
Organism: Ostertagia ostertagi
Lineage: Eukaryota; Metazoa; Nematoda; Chromadorea; Rhabditida; Trichostrongylidae
Source: the annotation of a GenBank genome assembly
AUGCCUGGCUUGCAAUUCUCGACAGCCACCCGGGAGCAUGCCGCAGAAAUCGAGAAAUUCAUGUUCACGGAAUUUAGAGUCAACGAACCAAUUACAGUGUCGCUGAAGGCAACGGAAACGGAACUUUUGGAAUUUUUCCACGAUCUGUCAGAAUCUGGUUACUCUAACGAAAAAUAUUCGACGGUGGUUCAUCAAGAUGGCAGGCUAGUUGCUAUCUGCCUUUGCUCUGUGAACAGCUACGAGGAUGACAACAUGGUAGAAGAAACGCCAGAAAUAGACGAUGAAACCCAUGACUACGCCAAAGAAAUCGCGCAGGGACCUUAUAGGGAGCACAAAGCUAACCAAUUGGCAAUCUUUGUGGGUGCAUUGGAACGAAGACAACGAGAAUUGCUUGGCAAAUCUUGUAAAGUGAUGAAAAUCGACAUCAUAUGCGUUUCUUCAGAAGCCAAAGGCCAUGGUCUCGGCAAAGAGCUGACCAGGAGGUCUAUAGAAAUAGCACGUUCUGAAGGAUGCGACUGGGUGGCCACGGCAGCGACGGCAGCCGCUUCUCAAGCCGUUUUUUCACGGAUGGGAUUCCAGUCGUUGCAUGAAAUACCGUACUCGAGCUUCAGAGAGAACGGAAACGUGGUCUUCAAAAAUCUUCACGACGGCUGUGAAUCUGGGAAAUUCAUGGCAUUAAGAGUUAACUAG